This is a messenger RNA of Spirodela intermedia, 2251 nucleotides long. The record is from the annotation of a GenBank genome assembly. Lineage: Eukaryota; Viridiplantae; Streptophyta; Magnoliopsida; Alismatales; Araceae.
AUGAAGAUGACUUCAGAGGAUUCCCCACUCCCAAUCUCCGCCCGGUAAACGAGUCGGAUGCCCCCGACUCGUUCUUCAUGCAGGAAAGACCGGAGGAUUUCCCCUCGCUGCACGCUCCCAGACGCGCAGGAUCUCCUCGCCAAACGGGGUGUCGCGCUGGGGAUCAGCCGGAGAAAUCUCCUCGAAAUAGUGAGGAAGGAACGAUUCACGCCGGUGCCCACUCAGGAAACUGGGCCGGAGAGACCGGGCGAGUAGUCGCUACGAGCUGCGCGUGCUACAACGGUGCACUGUAAUAGAUUUGACGGGCACCCGCCGAGGUGAAAUAUCAGAAUUCCCACGGGCGAUGCCACAUAGACCUCGUCUGCAUGGUCCUCUCCCAUCCUCGUCAACCCCACCAGCAGACCUGAAACAGCGAUAUACUGCAAACCAGGACCAAAAUAUAAAGAAGCAACGAAGGGCAGAUCCACACGACGUCGCUGUUGAAACCGAAGGAGCGGACAGAAGAAAGAAGGCGCGUAUGGAUCUCCUGCUCAGAAUGCAGAAGCAGGCUUGCGGCUCGAAUCAGAGGCAGACGAUUCGUCGGCCACAUGGCCCUGCGAAGAAUCGAAAUGGAACAGCGAACUUACAGCUGGAGGAAUCAGAUUUAUAAAUACAGCUGUAAGAACAGAAAUGGCAGCGUUCUGUCAUACCCAAAUUGUAGAGUGUGAAUCUACAGGAGACGAUUCCGGUGGAUGCUGCGGGUGUGGGCUCGCCAUUGCAGCCACUGUUGCCCGAGACCGAGAAAGUACUCCCCGAGGACCUACUUCGCUGAUAAUAUUACGUCGGGCUAACUUGCUCGCCCCUCACCGGGAACAUACAAUGAGAAAAGCUGCCGUAAACGACCGAUGGUCCCGCCGCACUUCGAUCUAUACCGAGUUGAAAUCAUCGCAGCUCAACUAGGCGACACUUCGGCAAAAACGCCGACCAGCGAGCCAUCACCCUGUGCAUGCAGAAUAAUGUUCAUGGGUGAGUACUCGCGCAUCUCGUCCUCGUUGAACGGUUUUUACUGAAACGGAUUAAUCAUCAGAUAUCUUUUCGGGGUGCUAUGUAGAUCUAGUCUGGGCUUGGUUCUAUAUUUUAUUGUGUGAUUGUUCUUCUAUGUUAAUGCAUCCGUACGAUCUAUAUUAAGCUAAUUUCUUCAACAGUUAGCCGUAAUUUACAACCAUUUUUAAACAAAAUGUACGAUUUUGCCUUCGCUCGAUUCUUCUUAGAAACCUUGAUCCCCAAAGCCAAACUCUCAAUAAUUUGGCAUCUUUUGGGCUAAAAAAUAAGGUUCCUUUUCCGUAAAACAGCUUGAUGACGGUUGUGGGGAGUAUCCUCCAAAUAGUUCGACGAUCCUCAUCGGUGUUCUGUAUAGCGCCCCACCAGCUCACGGGGAUACGUAAUAGAUCCUCCUUCUCCUGCAUCUUUUUUUGUUUAUGCACGUUCGACAUCACACAAAUUCUGGAGCUGAUGGCUCCUUGUGAUGAACUCUCGUCAACGGGGGAAGCAAUCCACACGACGAACUCUCUCAAGAUCCUUAUAAUCAGCUCUCGUCAGCGAAGGAUAAGGUCGAUGGAACCCAACGCGGCUUCCAUUCCGACGAAGUACCAGCUAAAAGAUCAAAGGAGCAUAACCCGUUUAGACAGGCCGCGAAGAAGCCCUGCACAUUAGACGAACUCCUUGAUAAAAAUAAUGGAGCUGGGGCUGUCUCGAUGCCUCCUAUCCACAGCUCCCAAAUUUAAUGCGGACCCAUUUCAACUCGUUAUGAUUGCCCUCGUUCAUCAGUGACGACUAGCUCAAGAGAGGCCCACGGACUACACAUCCUCGCAUCACCGGGUAAUGGUUUUAGGCCCAUUACCCAGGGCAAGCCCCGCCUAAUACGAAGGGCGGCUGAGAGGCGAUCGCGCCGUCACAUCCGCCGGGGAGGAUCCCCUCCGGCGUGUGGUUUACAGUUGACAUUUUUACUUAGCCAAAACAAAGGGUCACGUUGACAGUCGACUAGUCAACCAAACGAUUGCCAAUGUGUCACAAUUAACAGGAUCUACUCGAAAUUGCCCAACCCCUUAGAAGUUUCCCUUCAAUCAUUACAUUCUCUACACCCCAAAAGCUUAAGCACACUAUAAUAUUCAUAAUACUAAAAACCUCUUGAUCGGGCGUCGUGAGGGUCGGUCGCAUGCAACUGCGCCAGCUGGGCCGAAAUGGCUGUACCCAUCCUGAGACGACGCGUUGA